AUGGCUGGCUCCAACGGAGCUGCGACAACGGCCCCAGUUGGCCGCGGUACUUUUGCUGCGUCAUCGUCUGCCGACGACUACAAGGUGGUGUUGCCUCCCAUCCCAAUGGGUGCAACGAUUUUAAAUUCAGUAAUUUUGCACUGCGAUCUGAGAGGCCGCCCCUAUCGUAUCGAAGAUUUCCGGCAAGAACUGAAGCGGUGCGCCGUCCUGUCCGAGAUUGUGGCGCUCGGUGCUUUCCAGAUGAACCAUGUCUGGUUAGCCACGCUGCGAACGCCGGAAGCCAAGAAGCGGCUCAUCGACUGCAAAGAGUUGAAGGUGAAGGACCUGAGGUGUGUCGUCAUCGACCCCAGCAGCACGGAAGUCCGUCUACGUCUCCAUUGGGUCCCGUAUCAUGUGACGGACGACGCGGUGAGCAAGUUUUUGGAACCCUACGGCAAGGUUAUAGAAGUCGCACGUGAGAAGUGGCGCGUCGAGGGAUUCGAGGGCAUCGAGUCGACUACCCGGGUGGCACGCAUGACGCUGAAGAGCGGCGUCACGCCCGACGGAAUGCCUCAUCAGCUGCGGCUUCAGGGGGCGAACGUCCUUAUCGUAAUCCCGGGGAGGGCGCCGGUCUGCCUGCGCUGUAAGCGUGCCGGGCACAUCAGGCGCGACUGCCGCGUGCCUAAGUGCUCGGUGUGCUCACGUUUCGGCCACGAGAAGGAGGAGUGCGUAAAGACCUACGCCCGAGUAACUGGUGGAGCGGCGGCGGAAGACCUUUCGCCCCUAACCAUGGAUGUCGACGAGGCUGAGCGUUCCGCUCAGGGACAACAAGACGAAGCUUCACCGUCUGGUGAGCCCUGCAGCCAUCCUGUUAGAGCGGACGGCUCGACUGAAAUCUCGCCUGUAAAGGACAAGAAGGAGGUGGCUGGUGGCAUUCCUGAACCAGGUCACGACACUAUGGACGAAACCACCGAGUCCAUCAAGCGUGGCCUCGACGAGAACCCUCCAUCGACGCCGGGCAUGACACCCAGGCCCAACCCUUGGAUGGAGAGGACAAAGAAGGGGCGUUUCCAGCCCACGCCCACCUUAACCCCAGAUGACCGGAGGCGACUCAACAGCAAGUAA
Molecule: messenger RNA, 1104 nt
Organism: Ixodes scapularis (black-legged tick)
Lineage: Eukaryota; Metazoa; Arthropoda; Arachnida; Ixodida; Ixodidae
Exons: 2
Coding region: 1-1104 (367 amino acids)
Molecular function (GO): zinc ion binding; nucleic acid binding
Source: RefSeq, a predicted model, not a curated record